Messenger RNA from Osmerus eperlanus (European smelt), 5448 nucleotides. RefSeq names its product zinc finger E-box binding homeobox 1b (gene zeb1b). The coding region runs from base 51 to 3431 and encodes 1126 amino acids. The record is from RefSeq and is a predicted model, not a curated record. The transcript has 10 exons. NCBI's taxonomy places the organism in Eukaryota, Metazoa, Chordata, Actinopteri, Osmeriformes, Osmeridae.
GCGAGAGAGGAGGUGACUCUCUAGCAGCAUUUAGACACAGCGAAAGGAUCAUGGCGGAUGGCCCCAGGUGUAAGCGCAGAAAGCAGGCGAAUCCGAGGAGGAAUAACGUUGCAAACUACGGCAAUGUGGUGGAGGGUGCGUCGGAUUCGGAUGACGAGGACAAGCUGCACAUCGUGGAGGAGGAGGGCAGUCUGCCGGACGGGGCGGACUGUGACAGCAACCUCCACGAGGAAGAACGCAACGGGGACCGCUGGGACGAAGUGAGGGAGGGGUGCGGCUCAGACGGCGAGGAUGCGGGCAGCACAGACGCCCUGGUGGAAGAGAUGCUGCAGCAGGGCGACACAGCCGUCAUUUACCCAGAAGCCCCGGAGGAGGAGCCGCGGCAGGGCACGCCCGAGGCCAGCAGCCACGACGAGAACGGCACUCCAGACUCGUUCUCCCAGCUCCUCACCUGCCCCUACUGUGCACGGGGCUACAAGCGCUACUCCUCUCUGAAGGAGCACAUCAAGUACCGCCACGAGAAGAGCGAGGACAACUUCAGCUGCUCCCAGUGCAGCUACACCUUCACCUACCGCACGCAGCUGGAGAGGCACAUGACGGCCCACAAGGCUGGACGAGAGCAGAGACACGUGACACAGUCAGGGGGCAACCGCAAAUUCAAGUGCACUGAAUGUGGAAAGGCUUUUAAAUACAAGCACCACCUGAAGGAGCACCUACGUAUCCACAGCGGAGAGAAACCCUACGAGUGCUCCAACUGCAAAAAACGUUUCUCCCACUCCGGCUCCUACAGCUCGCACAUCAGCAGCAAGAAGUGUGUCAGCCUCAUCACAGUCAACGGACGACCCAGAUCGGGAGCCAAGACCCAGGCCCAGUCCCCGGCCAUGCCCUCCUCACCGGCCGCCCUCCGGACACAGACCCGGGACAAGCCGGAGCACGGCAAGCCCCUGCAGGAGCAGCUGCCCCUCAACCAGAUCAAGAGCGAGCCACUGGAUUACGAGUACAAGCCUGCCAUGGUGGUUUCCCCAACGGGGGUCAACGGGGUCUUCAACGGGGGGGGCGUGGCUGCUCCUCUCCAGGGUGCGGUCCAGGCAGUGGUCCUGCCCACCGUGGGCCUGGUGUCGCCCAUCAGCAUCAACCUGGCCGACCUCCAGAACGUUCUGAAGGUGGCAGUGGACAGUAACAUGAUCCGGCAAGUUCUGGAGAACAACGCCAAGGGCCAGCCGGGCGCGGGGCCGCUGCACUCCCAGCAGCAGCUCAUCUCUGCCAUCAGCCUGCCCAUCAUGGGGCAGGACGGCAACGCCAAGAUUAUCAUCAACUACAGCCUGGACCCUGCCCAAGCCCAGGCCCAGCUCACAGCCCAGAACCUGAAGAAGGAGCCCCUGGCCCCGGCCUCAGCCCAAAUCCACCUCCAGGCUCACCCUGAGGCCUGCAAGGGUCAGAAACUCCCUGAGGAUCUGACUGUGAGGCUGUCGAGAGAGAGAGAAGCAAAGGAGGAAACCAAGAUGGAGGAGAAGACCACUAGCACCUGUCUGUUGUGUGACGACUGUCCCGGCGGACUGGACACACUUCACGCCCUCAAGCACUGCAAGAAGGAGGGCCUCAGGAUCAAGGGCAGAGGCCUGGACCAAUCAGAGUCCGCCAUCGCCGCCCUGCUCGCCGAUGGUGACCUCUGUCCAGACCAGCCCAAGAACCUGCUCUCCCUCCUCAAGGCGUACUUUGCCUUAAACGCUGCGCCCACUAAGGAGGAACUGUCCAAGAUCUCCAACUCCGUCAGCCUCCCCACCCACGUGGUCAAGAAGUGGUUCGACAAGAUGCAGGAGGGGCAGAUCUCGCUGGGGGCUCCCACCCCGCCCUCUGAGGCGGAGGAUGAGGGGGACGGCUUUAUUCCGGAGGGUACCACCGCCCUCUUGAGCGCUGAGACCCCUGUUCGGGCACAGGUCAGCCCGGCCGAGGCCACCCAGGCAGAGGUCGAUGGCGCCAGUGUCAGCCCUACCUCCCCCUCGCCACUGAACCUGACCGCCGGGGGGCCGGUCCCGGCUGAGCCCCCCCAGGGUGCCGAGGGACCCCUGGACCUGUCGCUACCAAAGCCCACCAGAGAGGAGGCGCAGAGGGCUGCGGCCAGGGCCAAGCUCCACCCCUCCUCCUCCCGCCGGUCGGCCCAGCAGGACGAGCCCCUCAACUUGACCUGCAUCAAGAAGGAGCCUGGCACCAGCCCCGUCCCCUUCUACGCCAGCCUGCCAAGUGCCAACCCCAUCAACAUCAUGACCACUCAGCUGCCCACGCUCGUGACCAUCACUGACCCGAGCCGGGUGCCCUGCUUGCGGACGCUCACGACCACCACCAAACAGGCCAUCCUCAUCCCCCAGCUGACAUACACCUAUACCACUACGGCCAGCAAUCCGGCAGCCAAUCAGAUGCAGGACAAGACUGUGCUUCUCAACGGCAUCAAGGAGGAGAGGCAGGACACCAGCUCGGAGGGCGUGUCCACGCUGGAGGAGCAGAACGACUCGGACUCCGCCCCUCCCAGGAAGAAGAUGAGGAAGACGGAGAGCGGCAUGUACGCCUGCGACCUGUGUGACAAGAUCUUCCAGAAGAGCAGCUCCCUGCUGAGACACAAAUACGAACACACAGGGAAAAGGCCCCAUGAGUGUGGCAUCUGCAGAAAGGCCUUCAAGCACAAGCACCACUUGAUAGAACACAUGCGCCUCCACUCAGGAGAGAAGCCCUACCAGUGCGACAAGUGCGGCAAGCGCUUCUCUCACUCCGGCUCCUACUCCCAGCACAUGAACCACCGCUACUCCUACUGCAAGAAGGAGGCGCAGGGCGGCGGAGGUGGGCAGGACAGCCCGGAGGAGGAGGGCGACACCGCCGCCGACAUGGUCCUGAGCGUCGGGGAGGUGCAGUCAGACAGCCGGGCCACCUCGCCUCCCUCCCACCUGGACUCAGACGAGCGAGGCAGCAGCGCCAGGGAGGACGAGGAUAGUGAGGAGGAGGAGGAGGAGGAGGACAUGGAGACGACGGCAGGGGGGCUGGACGAGGGCGUCCUAGACAUGGAUGAGAUACAGGUAGUGAAGAUAGGGGAGGAAGGAGGGGAGGAGGAGGAGGAGGAGGAGGAAGGAGAAGAGGGGGGUCAGAAUGGAGAGGACAUGGAAGAGGAGGGGGUGGAACAGGUGGUGGUGGGGGGAGAUGGGGAGGAGGAGGAGGUGGAGAGGGAAGAGAGGGAUGAAGAGGUAGAUACAAGGCAGGGGGAGGGGCAGGAGAACACUAAAAAAGGUGAGGAAGCACAGGUGGAAUCAGAGAAGAGUGUGGUGGAGGACUAUGAUGUCAUCAAAGAGGAUGAAGGUGCAACAAAUGGAAACAGUGAAAAAAACACGGUUUUUGAAGACAAGAACCAGACUCCAGGAGAGAAGGAAGAAGGAGACACAAAAUAAACAAGAAACAAGAAAACGGACCUAUGUUUCUUUUUCUCCCCCAAAAAUGGAUGGAUCUUGGUCUAAAGGAAAGGGUGGAAAUCAAAAUGCAAGCAUUUGGUUGCUUGGACAAGACAUUUCAGUUCACUACUGUGUAUAAAAUCCUGGUGCCUGAAAAAUACUUGUGACUUUUACCACAGGAAAGACAUUCUCAGUGUUAAGAAAUGCAUUUGUUAAAAAAAAAAAAGGAAAAAAAGAAAAACACAAAUUUUAAUGAUGAUGAAAUGCAUUAUACAGACGGAAGCUAGAGCCGACACAUUUUAGAAAAUGUUUUAUUACUAAAACACCUUGGGUCAUUUCUUUUUAUCAGUGUUACUAAUUUUAUCACUCAUAUUUUAACCUUUUAAAAGCUGUACAGUUGGGAAAGAUUUCUAUACCUUUUUAUUGCCAAUGAACAAAAAAACAGUAUUUUAUUAAGUUAGAGAAUGGAAGAAAAAAAAGAAAAUUCUGUGCACUACAAGUGGCUUGGUUUACCUAUGGAUAUAACCGUUUCUGUUGUCUACCCUUCAGUAUUAUCGCACUAGCCCUGCCGCGCCUGCCACCUUAGCGAUGCUAGCAUAACCUUUGUUUUUUGAACGUAUUGUGAGCCUUACGAACUAUGGGGAAUGGAUGAGUUCAGCCAUGUUUUAAAGAUAACCUUCAGCUGAGGUAGAGCUGAGGUAGAGGGAAAGAGACAUUCUGAGGUACAUAGUUUGCAGAGAUACAUUGUUCUAAAUGUUUUGUUUGUUCGAUAUUUGUUGGUAUUCAAAUCUGCGUUACAGUGUUAACGUUCAGAUCAAGCAGAAGUGGAGUAGGCCUACUAAGGAAAUAAUUUUAGCACCCUAUUCCCACUCCUUGCCUUAUGCAAAAAAAGUAAUAAAAACAUGCAUAUCAAAAGUGCCAUUUGAAUAUUGCUGUUUAACCUUAGUAGUUGUUAUCAGGUGUUACCAGAACCCCGAUUUGAUAACAGCUCAAGGUGUCAACUCUUUAAGCCGACCACUGUUGACUUUGGCUCACCAAUGAUCCUGAUGGUGUUAGCAUAGUGCAUACUCAUGUGAUAUAGUUUAGAAUUAUCUUUAGCCUCUUUUCUAAUCAGAGCAAUCAAUGACUGAAAUGACUACAUGUUGUAGAUGGAUGAUAGCGGAAAUGUAGUGUUUCCUGCCUUGAGAUAUUGAAACUCUUUCCCUGAUGAGUGCACUUGUUUGACACUAAUGAAAUGCUACUCUCUCUUCAGGUAAAACAUUUAUUAAAAAAAAUAGACAAAUAUGAUCCCAGGAUUUCAAUUUAGGCGUUAUUUUUACCUGUCAGUAUUAUUUUGUUGUUUUCUUUAUGUUUUUGUUCUAAUGUGUGUACUGUAUGUUUUCAGAAAAAUGGCAGUAUUAUCUUUUCCCCACAAUUAUAUUUAGUUUUAGAAAACUUUUAUAUUUAUGUGUCUUAUUUUUUUAUAUUUCUUUAUGGUUAUUUAUUACACAGUGUAGUGUACAAUACUGUAGUUUGUAUUAAUACAAUAAUAUAUUUUAGUAUGAAAAAUCAUUUCAAUUGCAAAUGACAAAGCUGGAAGAUGAGUCUGGCAUCCUGAAGUAUGUUUUUAUUUCAAAGAAAUGAAAUGAUGUUUUCUCCUGAACAAAACCACACCCUACAAGCCUGAAAAUUGUACCCUGUGACCUCAAUGCAUCUAUUUUAAUGUAAGUCGUUUUUUUCUUUGCCCUCUAAAAUGAAGCUACUGAACUUUUCUGAAAACUAACUGUAUGUCUAAUAGCAUGAGUGUGCUGUUGUAUUGAAGGAUGACAAUACCUUAACUAUAAAAAUGUCCUUUUGCCAAGCCAAAAUAAUAUUGACGUUUUUGUUUUUAUUUUGUGCCAAUUUGUUACUUUGUAUCUUGACGUUCAAGGCCACAAUCUAUUUUCUAUGUCCCUGUUUUAAUCCCAUGUUAUUUUUUUUAAUAGUGAUAUCGUUUUUUUAUGACUCCCCAUCUCACAAAUAAAAUUCAUCAACAACA